Messenger RNA from Drosophila serrata, 12300 nucleotides. RefSeq names its product Obscurin (gene Obsc). Gene Ontology annotation, molecular function: protein kinase activity; protein binding; ATP binding. Gene Ontology annotation, biological process: protein phosphorylation. Lineage: Eukaryota; Metazoa; Arthropoda; Insecta; Diptera; Drosophilidae. The record is from RefSeq and is a predicted model, not a curated record.
GCACGCAGUAGCCACUCAUUUUCACGCCGCGACGCAAGUUUAAAUUUAAAUCUAUUCCACUUUCGAAUGGGCCCUCACAGCCACCUCGGAAUAGUAAUCGUCAUCAACGAGUAGAUUAUGACAAGAGUGCACUCGAGUGCUCCAACGAUCGGUAUUUGCCUCCAAACCUGUGCAAAUAACUCCGAAUAAAAUUUAAAAAUCACCCCCAGUAAUAAGUUAUGCAAUACAUUUUCGAAUACGUACAAUAGUGCGUACGUUCUCCCAUGAAGUGAAGCAGUGUGUGAAGUUUAACCCAGUGAUAACGAAUAUCAAUCUACGAGUCAGCAACUAUGGAUAGCGUCGCUGAUAUUGUAUUCGUGAGCCGGGAUUAUCAGGCUCAAACGAUGGCCACGGACGAGAUCAGUGUGUCUCGCGGGGAUCUUGUCGAGCUUAUAAGUUCGAAGGCGUCUGAAAAGUCAAGAUGCUUUGUUAGAAUCUUCGAUAGCGGGGACUCCCCCAAAGAGGGCUGGGUGCCAAUAGAGAUCUUAGAAUUUAACCCAACAAUGAGUAGCUCCAAUGGCAAGGAAAACGGUGAUGCGGAAUUUAAAAAGCAAACCAUUCUCAGGGAGCUGGUUGAAACGGAGGAGGAAUUCUCCAGGGACCUUAUGCAUGUUGUGGAAAAGUAUAUCAAGGGCAUUGAUAAGCCGGUGGUGCCGAGGUCUGUGCGCGACAACAAGGAUGUUAUAUUCUGCAAUUUCCUGCAAAUCGCCGAGUUUCACAAUAAUGUGCUUAAGGAAGGGCUAAAGUGCUACAGCAACCAACCGAAUAUGGUGGCCAAGACCUUCCUGCGAUUGGAAAGGGACUUCGACAAGCAUGUGGUGUACUGUCAAAACGAACCCCUGGCGCAGGACUAUCUAAGCUCCAGUCCAGACGCUAAGAAGUACUUCCAAGAACUUUCAAAACAGCUGGGAGACGAUAAAUCUCUUUCAGAACACCUCAAACUUCCCAUCCAGCGCAUAAACGACUAUCAACUUCUGUUCAAGGACUUCAUUAAGUACUCGCUAAGCUUGAAAGAGAACGUUAAAGACUUGGACAGGGCCUUAGAGUUAAUGCUUAGUGUGCCCAGUAGAGCGUACGACAAUAGGUUUCUUUCCAGCAUCGAGGGCUGUCGGGGCAACAUCUACAAGUUGGGACGCCUGCUCCUCCACGACUGGUGCACCGUCGUCGACAAGGAGGGCAAGGCGCACGAUCGCUACUGCUUCCUGUUCAAGUCCCGCAUUUUGGUGACCAAGGUCCGGAAGAUAUCCGACAACAGAUCCGUAUUUAUUUUGCAAAGCAUCGUGAAGCUACCGCUGUGCAACAUCGAGCACAAGGCCGACGAGAAGCAAAUCCAAUUGAGUCUGAAAGCGCCAGACGCCGGCUCCAUUUUUCCGCUACACAUUAAGCCCCACGGCCCAGAGUCCCAUUUGAGUUGGUUCAACGAGAUCUCCUCCCACAUCAACCAAGACGUCACCUUGCAGGAGCAUAAUGCCGAUGACCUGAAGGUCGAUUCAUCGCAAAUCGCAUCCGAAAGUGAGCUCAUUCUUCAUCUCCCCCAACGGGCCGAGGCCCACGAUCCGAAUCUUAGCGUCCGACCCUCGGACGUGGCCGAGAACUACUUCCUUAGCAAGGAGACCAAGGAGCGUCUGCAGCUGGAACAGCAAGAGCUGCUGAAGCUAGAGCAGGAAGCCAUCGAGUUGUACAAAAAGCAGCAAUCUUCAAAGCAAACUUCCACCACACGAACUGAAUCGGUACAGAUCACCAGCACCCAGGUCAAGUCCAGUUCGGAGGUUCGUAGCCAAACACAGGAGUCCAAAGUGACUGCCAAGUCAGAAGAAACAGCAAAGCCACAGGUCAGAGAGGUACCCGUCAAGGUAGUCUCUCCUCCACCACAAGCUCAGCCCGUGACAGUUGCUCCUCCAGCGCCUCAGCCAGUGCCAGUAGCUUCCCAAGCGGUACAGCCAGUGGCAGUUGCUCCUCCAGUGCCUCAGCCAGUUGCUGUUGCUCCUUCUCCUACUGUAAGGGAAACUACUCUUGUAAAGGAAGCAAUUCCUGUCAAGGAAGCGAGUCCGGUGAAGCAAGUGGCACCUCCGCCACAGCCUGAGAAAGCUCCUCCUGUCAAGGAAGAGCCAAAAAUAGAACCUCCGCCAGCUUUGCAUUCCAAAGAAGCUGCAGCUCCCAAACAACCGGCAGAAUCCCGACCAGAAUCUGUAUCCAAGUCCGAAACAACUGUCAUCGAGUUCGCAUCUAGUCAGGUCACAGAAGAGUUUUUGGCCACCGAAGAGACCCUAGCUGCCUCUAGCAGGACGCGGGACUACGAUCGGGGAACCUCCUACGACAGCACCGCCGAGCGAUCGCAGUAUGGAAUAAGCUCUCGACGGGAUCGCAGCUCCAUUGACAAGGUCGAAGCCCGUUCGUCCCUCUUGGCCACCGGCCGUACAGAGAGCCGUGCCGCAAGCCGCGCCGCCAGUCGUGCCGAAAGCCGUGCGGAAAGCCGUGCCUCCUACUCGGUGGCUGAAUCGCGUGCCGGUAUCCGGUCUUCGUCUCAACUCCUUGAGGAUCGACCCCUGCGUUCCGUAGAGAAGCCCGUGGUUGUAAAGAUGCUGAAGAGCGUGCAAGUGGAUCCUGGAGAGACGGCUCACUUCGAGAUCCAAUUCAAGGAUCAGCCCGGCCUUGUCACCUGGCUGAAGGACAACAAGCCUCUGGAGGACCGUUUGGCUGAUCGUAUUACCCAGACCGCUGCUCCGAUGAAUUCAUACCGCUUGGACAUAAAGAACUGCACUGAGAGCGAUGCAGGAACUUACACCAUUCGGGCCCAGUCUGCUUCCGAGACAACAACUGUUUCGGCUCAGCUUGCCGUGGGCCAAGCACCAGGACAUGACGAGACGAAAACUAACACGGAGCCGGCCUUCCUGGUUAGCCUGAAGGACGCCGAAAUGAUCGAGAACACUCUCUUCCGUUUCAUGAUCAAGAUUAUUGGCGAUCCCAAGCCCAGGGUGAAAUUCUACAAAGAUGAAAAGGAGAUACUUGAGGUCAACGAUCGGAUUCAAAUUAUCCGAGACAAGGACUACCUGGGCUUCUAUGAGCUGGUCAUUGCCGAUGUCCAGAAGUCCGACAGUGGAAAAUACUCGUGCAAGGCCACCAACAAGUUUGGUGAAGCCAAUUGCGAGGCUGUGGCCACAACAGUGGAGGACAAGAAUCCGUUUGGGGCACUCAGCGGACAGAUUCUUCCGGCCGGUGAGAAGCCAGUCUUCCAAUGGAAGCGAAACGGCGAGGAGUUUGAUCCGGAGGAACGCUUCAAGGUGCUUUUCGGCGAGGACGAGGACUCUCUGGCUCUGGUCUUCCAGCACGUGAAGCCCGAGGAUGCUGGUAUCUACACCUGCGUUGCUCAAACCUCCACCGGAAACAUCUCGUGCAGUGCCGAGCUCUCGGUUCAGGGCGCCAUUCAGACACUGAACCGGGAGCCCGAGAAGCCCACCCUGGUGAUCGAGCACCGCGAGGCGAACGCCAGCAUCGGCGGCUCGGCUAUUCUGGAGCUGCAAUGCAAGGGCUUCCCCAAGCCGGCGGUGCAGUGGAAGCACGACGGUGAGGUCAUCCAGGUGGACGAUAGGCACAAGUUCAUGUACGAGGAUGAGGAGAGCAUGUCGCUGGUCAUCAAGAAUGUCGACACCGCCGAUGCCGGAGAGUACACCAUUGAGGCUAUAAAUGAGCUAGGCCAGGACGAGUCUACCAUUAACCUGGUGGUGAAAGCUCCUCCGAAGAUCAAGAAGAUUACGGACAUUACUUGCUCGGCCGGGGAGACCAUCAAAAUGGAAAUUGAAGUGGAGGGCUUCCCACAGCCCACGGUCCAGGUAACCAACAAUGGCAAGGAUGUGACCGCCGAGAGCAACGUAAAGAUCUCCUCGACCUCCAUUGGCAAGAGCCUCGAGAAGGUCGUUGUGGAGAUGAAGGAGAUCAAACUGUCGCAGGCGGGCAACUACUCCAUCAAGGCCACCAACGAUCUCAGUCAGACCUCGGAGUACUGGAGCUGCACGGUCAAGUCAAAGCCAGUGAUUGUGAAGCACUUUGAGAGCGAGUACAUUCACGGCGAGAAGGAGACCGUGCAGAUGACGGUGCGCAUCGAUGCGUAUCCGGAGGCCAAGCUGAUCUGGUACCACGACGAGACCGAGAUUAAGGUGACCGAGUCGAAGUACACCGUCAGCAGCGAUGGCAACGCCUACACUCUCAAGAUAACCGGAGCAACGCGGGUGGAUGCCGGCAAGUACACCGUUAAAGCCACCAAUGAGCAUGGAUCCGCCACCAGCACCACCGAUUUAUUGAUCAAGUGCACUCCGGAGUUCACGCAGAAGCUGAAGAACAUCACGGUAGCCGAGGGCGACUCCAAUGUGGAGCUAGUGGUCGGCGUGGAUGCCUAUCCGCGUCCCCAUGCCAAGUGGUACAUUGAUGGCAUCGAAAUCGAUGAGAAGCGGAAUGACUUCCGUCACGUGGAGGAGGGCAACAACUAUAAGCUUAUCCUUAACAAGGUGGCUACCAAUCAGCAAGGAAACUACACUUGCAAGAUAAUGAAUGACUACGGAAAGCUGGAGGAUAGCUGUGUGGUUACCGUCAACUGUAAGCCCAAGGUUAAGCGGGGUCUGAAGAACAUCGAAGUUCAGGAGGGCAAGUCUUUCACUCUGGAGGUCGAAGUGUACAGCGAACCGGAAGCUAAAAUCAAAUGGUUCAAGGAUGGCCAUGAAAUCUAUGAAGAUGCUCGCAUUAAGAUCUCUCGGGACACUCAGCGCAUUGAGAAUUACUAUCUUACACUGAAUCUGGCCAGAACCGAGGAUGCGGGCACUUAUGAGAUGAAGGCAACCAACUUCAUUGGCGAGACGACCUCAACCUGCAAGGUUGCUGUGCUAACGAGCGACUCGGUGUCUGUGGGACAGACCGUGACAAAAACUAUGAUUGCGACGACCGAAGAACCUGAAGAAGGGGCUAUUCCGGAAAUCGUGCACGUAGAUGUCUUCCAGCAGCACAGCUACGAGAGCGUGCCGCUGAAGUACGAAGUUAUAGCCACGGGUAUUCCCAAACCCGAAGCUAUAUGGUAUCACGAUGGGAAACCUAUUACAGCCGACAAACAUACGGCCAUCAGUGUUGAUGGGGAUCAUUAUAAACUGGAGGUGGAAUCUCUGGAUCUGGUGGAUGCUGGAGAAUAUAAGGUUGUCAUACAGAACAAGUGUGGCGAGAAGUCGCAUCAGGGAGAUCUCUCUUUGUCGGGUAUUGCCGAGUAUCGCAAGCCCAUCCUGACAUCUGGUCCUGGACUGAAGGACAUCAAGGUCAACAAGGGUGAUAAGGUCUCCGAGCCAGUUGUGUUUACCGCCGAUCCUGCUCCAGAAAUUGUUUUGCUCAAGGACGGCCAGCCCGUUAAGGAGACCAACAACCUGAAGCUGAAGGUGGAGAAGAAGGACAUUGAGAAUGGCCUGGUUCAGUAUACGUGCACUCUAAACAUCCUGGAGGCUGACAUCAAGGAUUCUGGACGCUAUGAACUGAAGGUGAAGAAUAAGUUUGGAGAGCUGGCCACGAGUGGCUGGAUCGAUGUGCUGGCCAAGCCAGAGAUCUCUGGACUGGAUGACCGCAAGUGCCUGCCGGGCGACACCAUUUGUUUUGAGGCUCUUGUCCAGGCCAAUCCGAAACCCAAGGUAUCCUGGACCCGUGGCAACGAGAAUUUGUGCAACAACGAGAACUGUGAGGUCAUCGCCGACGUCGAUGCCGACAAGUACCGCCUGGUCUUCCAGGCCGUCUCUCCCUCCGAGGAUGGCAAGUACACAAUCACGGCCGUCAACAGCGAGGGAAGGUCCACGGUGGACUUCAAUCUGGCUGUGCUUGUGGAGAAGCCCACUUUCAUUGUGCAGCCCGAGAGCCAGAGCAUCCACGACUUUAGGCCAGUCUCCACCAAGGUUCUGGUUCAUGGCGUUCCAAUGCCAACUAUCGAGUGGCUUAAGGAUGACAAGCCUAUCAACUACGAGGCGGUCAAUAAGCCAGGCAAGGACAAGCUGUACAGCAAGGAGGAUACCAAGAAAGGAACCGACCAAAUCGAGAGCGUGUUUGAUAUCAAGACAUUCAGGGAAAACGAUGUUGGGGCGUACACAUGUGUGGCUACCAAUGAAAUUGGAGUGACCAAAGCACCCUUCAAGCUGGGACUACUGGCCCUCGCACCCAGCUUUGUGAAGAAGCUGGACAAUGCUCUGGACGUGCUGCAGGGUGAGCCCCUUGUCCUGGAAUGCUGUGUCGACGGAAGUCCUCUGCCCACUGUUCAGUGGCUGAAGGACGGGGAUGAGGUUAAGCCAAGCGAGAGUGUAAAAUUAUCCACAAGCCCCGAUGGCCUGGUCAAGCUGGAAAUCAACAAUUGCCAGCCCAACGAUUCGGGCGCUUACAAGCUGAUUAUUUCUAAUCCUCAUGGCGAGAAAGUGGCCUUGUGCGCCGUCGCUGUUAAGCCCGAGGAGAUGCAACCCAAGUUCCUCAAGCCAAUCACCGGCCAAACUGUCGUGGUGGGCGAGCCCCUAAAGCUGGAGGCUCAGGUCACCGGCUUCCCAGCCCCAGAGGUCAAGUGGUACAAGGACGGAAUGCUGCUGCGUCCAAGUCCGGAAAUUAACUUUAUCAACAGCCCCAAUGGUCAGAUCGGUUUGAUCAUUGAUGAGGCUCAGCCUCAGGAUGCUGGAGUCUACAAGUGCUUGAUUGCCAACAAGGGUGGCGAGAUCGAGGGUGUGUCCAAGGUGGAGAUUGUGCCCAAGGAGUCGAAGCCGGCAUUUGUGGCCGAGCUGCAGGAUGCCUCCAGUAUCGAAGGCUUCCCCGUCAAAAUGGACGUCAAAGUGGUUGGUUUCCCUCAGCCGAAACUGCAAUGGUUCCACAAUGGGCACGAAAUCAAGCCCGACCAGGGCCACAUUUCGAUUGUGGAGAAUCCGGACAAGAGCACGAGCCUGAUCAUUGAGAAGACUGUUCCUGGUGACUCCGGAUUGUACGAAGUUAUUGCCCAAAAUCCCGAGGGAUCGACAGCCUCCAAAGCGAAGCUCUAUGUGGCUCCCAAGGCCGAUGAAACUGCCGCCGAGGAGGCACCUCAAUUUGUGUCUGCCCUGCGUGAUGUAAAUGCCGACGAGGGCCAGGAGCUGGUGCUGUCCGCUCCAUUCAUUGCCAACCCGAUGCCCGAGGUUAUUUGGACCAAGGAUGGCGUUACUCUAACUCCCAACGAGCGCCUGCUGAUGACUUGCGAUGGCAAGCACAUUGGACUGACCAUUAAGCCGGCUGAGGCUGCAGAUUCCGGCAACUACUCCUGCCUCCUGGCCAAUCCUCUCGGUGAGGACUCGUCCGCCUGCAACGCUAAUGUCCGCAAGGUCUACAAGCCGCCGGUGUUCACACAAAAGAUUUCCGACCAGCAACAGGUAUUUGGCAACAAUGCCAAGAUUCCGGUGACUGUCUCCGGAGUUCCAUAUCCGGAGCUGGUGUGGUACUUCCAGGAUAAGCCCAUUCCCACCAAGUCUGACAAGUAUAGCAUCAAGAACGAUGGUGAUCAUCACAUGCUGAUUGUCAACAACUGCGGGAAAGAUGACCAAGGUGUCUACAAGUGCAUUGCCAGCAACAGGGAGGGCAAGGACAUCACCCAAGGACGCCUCGAUAUCGUUAAUGAGAUUAAAAAGCACUCUCGCUCGGAGCCUCCAGUAUUUCUCAAGAAGAUCGGCGACUGUGAUAUCUAUGAGGGCAUGGUGGCCAAGUUCACGGCUUGCGCCACGGGAUAUCCGGAACCCGAGGUGGAAUGGUUCAAGAACGACCAGAAACUGUUCCCCUCGGACCGCUUCCUCAUCGACAUCGAGCCCAAUGGCCUGCUCAGGCUGACCAUUAAAAAUGUUACCGAAUACGAUGUGGGCCGCUAUUCCUGCCGCAUUUUCAAUCCCUACGGCGAUGACAUCUGCCAUGCCGAGCUCUUUUACGAUUCUCUGGACAGCCAGCAAAAGCCGUUGGAGGACCAGUAUACCGACUUCAAGAAAUACAAGAAGUCUGGUGCUCCUCCACCGCUCUCGGAGGGUCCAAUUAUUUCUCGUAUGACGGAUCGUGGCCUGCUCUUGUCAUGGAAUCCAUCGGUGCCAUUGACUCCACGUUAUCCCAUCACCUACCAAAUCGAAAUGAUGGAUCUGCCCGAGGGCGAUUGGCGCACUUUGAGAACUGGAGUACGGAGCUGUGCCUGCGAUAUCCGCAAUCUGGAGCCCUUCAGGGACUACAGAUUUAGGGUGCGAGUAGAAAAUAAGUUUGGUGUUAGCGAUCCCAGUCCCUACACGCAAACUUACAGGCAAAAACUGGUGCCGGAUCCACCGAAAACCUACACAUACCUGCCACCAGGCACAGAUUUCAGGCCAGAGACUUCGCCCUAUUUCCCCAAGGACUUUGAUAUCGAGAGGCCUCCUCAUGAUGGCCUAGCUCAGGCUCCUCAAUUCCUCUUGCGCGAAAACGACAUUAGCUAUGGAGUUAAGGAGCACAACACAGAGCUGAUGUGGUUCGUCUAUGGCUACCCCAAGCCAAAGAUGACUUAUUACUUUGAUGACAUGCUCAUCGAGUCGGGUGGCAGGUUUGAUCAGAGUUACACCCGAAAUGGCCAGGCCACGCUCUUCAUAAACAAAAUGCUGGAUCGCGACGUUGGCUGGUAUGAAGCUGUGGCCACCAACGAACAUGGCGAGGCCAGGCAACGCGUGAGGCUGGAGAUUGCUGAGCAUCCUCGUUUCCUGAAGCGACCGGAUGAGACCUUCAUCAUGGCCCGCAAGAAUGGCAGGAUCGAGGCCAAGCUGGUGGGCAUUCCGUUGCCGGAAGUGCAUUGGUUCAAGGACUGGAAGCCCAUUGCCGACUCUUCUCGCAUCAAGAUAAGCUCCUAUGACCCGGAUAUUUAUGUGCUGUCGAUUCACGACUCCAUCAUCAAAGAUGGUGGACUGUACUCCAUCAGUGCCAGGAAUAUUGCUGGCUCCAUUAGCACCUCGGUGACUGUGCACAUUGAGGAGAACGAGGAUCAGUAUAUCUACAAGACCUACGGCAGACAUCCGUAUGUGCGCUCCAAGCAACUGCGCUACCAGGACAAAUACGACAUUGGCGACGAGCUGGGCCGCGGAACCCAGGGAAUCACCUAUCACGCCGUGGAGCGAGCCACUGGCGACAACUACGCCGCCAAGAUUAUGUACGGCCGGCCAGAGCUGCGUCCAUUCAUGCUCAACGAACUGGAGAUGAUGAACAUGUUCAAUCACAAGAACUUGAUCCGUCCAUACGACGCCUACGACACCGAUCGCAGCGUGACUCUGAUCAUGGAGCUGGCUGCCGGUGGCGAGCUGGUGAGGGAUAAUCUGCUCAGGCGUGACUAUUACACGGAGCGCGACAUCGCCCACUAUAUCCGGCAGACACUGUGGGGUCUGGAGCACAUGCACGAAAUGGGAGUGGGUCACAUGGGACUUACGAUCAAGGAUCUUCUGAUCUCCGUGGUUGGUGGUGAUUACAUCAAGGUGUCUGACUUUGGUUUGUCAAGGAAAAUCAACAGGCAUAACCUUUCCACCUUGGACUAUGGCAUGCCUGAGUUUGUCUCACCCGAGGUCGUGAACAAGGAGGGCGUCAACUUCUCGCACGAUAUGUGGACUGUGGGCCUGAUCACCUACGUCCUGCUGGGCGGUCACAAUCCCUUCCUGGGCAUCGAUGACAGGGAAACCCUCACAAAGAUUCGCGAAGGUCGCUGGGACUUUAAGGACGAGAUUUGGACUCACAUCUCGGACGAUGGUCGUGACUUCAUCAGCCGGCUGCUGCUCUACAGUCCCGAGGAACGUAUGGAUGUUAAGACUGCUCUGAAGCAUCCAUGGUUCUUCAUGCUGGAUCGCCAGGUGUACGAUCAUGACUACCAGAUCAACACCGAUCGCCUGAGAAACUACUACGACCACUUCAGGGACUGGUAUGCCAAUGCCUCCUGCAAGAAUUACUUCCGCAGGCGCCGCCUCAGCGGUUGCUUCCAGCAUCCAUCCAAGAUGGUCUAUCCCCCGGGACACGUUUACACGCCCGAGAACACCCCAGAGCCGCUGCCGGAGCCAAGGAAGCGGGCAAAGCGCGAGGAAGUCGUUUCGAAAUACUUGCAUCCCGAUUACGAGCUGGGUCUGAUUCAAUCGGAGAGCCACUACCAAUAUGGCCCCGAUACGUAUCUUCUGCAACUGCGAGAUGUCAACUUCCCUGUCAGAUUGCGUGAGUACAUGAAGGUGGCUCAUCGACGAUCCCCUUCAUUUGCCUUGAACGAUUCCGUGGAUUGGUCUCUGCCCGUGAUCCGCGAGAGACGUCGUUUCACCGACAUUAUGGACGAGGAGAUCGAUGACGAGCGCACCCGCAGCCGCAUCAGCAUGUAUGCGGCCAACGAUUCGUAUUCCAUCCGUCGCCUGCGCACGGAGCUGGGUCCCCGUCUGGAUGAGUACACCGAGGCCGAUGCCAUGAUCGAGACCCAGCGGGAGGGCUACCCACCGUUCUUCCGCGAGAAGCCACAGACGAUUGCCAUAACCGAGAACCAGCCCAGCCACAUCCACUGCUUCGCUGUGGGUGAUCCCAAGCCGUGUGUGCAGUGGUUCAAGAACGACAUGGUGCUGUCCGAGAGCAAGAGGAUAAAGAUUUCGGUGGACGAGGAUGGCCGUUCCAUCCUGCGCUUCGAGCCAGCCCUGCACUUCGAUGUGGGAGUGUACAAGGUAGUGGCCAGGAACAAGGUGGGCCAGACUGUGGCCCGCUGCCGCAUCGUGGUGGCCACUCUGCCCGAUGCCCCCGACUCGCCGGAAAUAUCCGCCAACAGCGGAUCCGAGAUUCUACUCCGCUGGAAGCAGCCCCGUGACGAUGGCCACUCCACAGUGCUGUGCUACAGCCUGCAGUACAAGUUGAGCAACUGCGAUGCCUGGACCACGGUGGCGGACAACAUCGACCACGAGUUCUACUUGCUGCAUGACCUGCAGCCGAACACCAGCUACCAGUUCCGACUGGCCUCCAAGAACCGCAUCGGCUGGAGCGAGAUGGGCAUACCCGUGUCUGCGUCCACGUCGGGAGCUGAUGCCCCCAAGAUCCAUAUCACCAAGGCCAUGAAGCAUUUACAGCAGCUCACAGAGAACGGGCACGAGGUGGUGCCCGAGGAGGAGCGCGUGCACACCGACUACCAUUGUGAGCGCGAGCCGCCAAACUGGGUGACCGACUCCUCUGUCAGCGACAAGUACAGCUUCAUCUCGGAGAUCGCCCGUGGUGAGUUUAGCACCAUUGUCAAGGGCAUCCAGAAGUCCACCGACACCGUCGUGGUGGCCAAGAUCCUGGAGGUGACCGACGAAAAUGAGGACAACGUGGUGGCCGAGUUCGACAACUUCAAGACUCUGCGCCACGAACGCAUCCCGGCGCUGUUCAGCGCCUACAAGCCCCUGAACGUGCCCAUUGCCAUCUUUGUGAUGGAGAAGCUCCAGGGUGCCGAUGUGCUCACCUACUUCAGCAGCCGGCACGAGUACUCCGAGCAGAUGGUGGCCACCGUGAUUACCCAGCUGCUGGAUGCCCUGCAAUAUCUACACUGGCGCGGAUACUGCCACCUCAACAUCCAGCCCGACAACGUAGUGAUGGCCUCGGUGCGCUCCAUUCAGGUGAAGCUGGUCGAUUUCGGAUCGGCCAAGAAGGUCAACAAGCUGGGCGUUAAGGUUACGCCAUGCGGAUCUCUGGACUUCCAGCCGCCCGAGAUGAUCAACGAUGAGCCAAUAUUCCCGCAGAGUGACAUCUGGUCGGUGGGUGCCCUUACCUACUUGCUCCUGUCCGGAUGCAGUGCAUUCCGCGGUGCCGAUGAGUACGAGACCAAGCAGAACAUCUCCUUUGUGCGCUACAGAUUCGAGAAUCUGUUCAAGGAAGUCACUCCCGAGGCCACCAGAUUCAUUAUGCUUCUUUUCAAGCGCCAUCCCACAAAACGACCAUACACCGAAGAUUGCUUGGAGCACAGGUGGCUCAUGUCGUCCGACUACAUGGUUAGGAAGCGCGAACGUGCCAUCUUCUUGGGCAGCCGUCUAAAGACGUUCUGCGAUGAAUACCAUGACCUAAAGAAUGCCACGGCCACAUCAUCCAAGGUCCUGAACACGGUCGCCGGCGGACCAACACCUACUCAACUACUUCGAUCGAACAGCAUCCAGGAGGAAUUGCUCACAACAUUUUAGUCAAUUAGUAGCGAAGUGGUAGUGUUAAGCAAACAAAUGUUGUUUUUAUUUCUUGUAUAUAUGGAAUAUAAAUAAUUAUACACAA